GAGCUGCUCCUCAAAAUCGUAUCCUGCAGGGUCAUCACGGUGCAGGAUUUGGGCAGAGGGGCAGCUACUUGCACAAGAUUGAGGAAUGUCAUUGCAACACAGGAUUUAUGGAGAAAGAAAAUCGAGCAGUAAUUGUUUGCAGUAUCGGAGUAUUUACACUACAGAUUUAUAGCAUCACUUACAUAUUUAUGUUAUGGAUAUUUUAGUUGCAUCUGUAGCCCAAAAGAUCAUGACCGGAGCCUUAUAUCAUGCCAGCUACCCCAAAGUGUGGGACCAGCUGCCAAGCAAUGCGGGAAUCCAAGACUGGAGACAAGAGGUGCAGAUUAUGAAGCAGCUGGAGGUAGACGUGCACAAGUUGGUGUCGAGCCUUAGCCUGCGUCUCUACCAACACCUGCACCUCACCACUCCAGUCUAUGCAGAGAUCGAUGCCUUGGUCUCAUCAGGCACUUACACCCCAAUUUAUAUAAUAAACAUUUUGAGACAGAUUGUUGACGAUGGAGAACAGCAUCCAACGAAGCCUGUUGAGCCAGAGGUUAGACAGCAGCCAGUGCCAGCUGUGCAACCAAGGCCAAACUGGCAGAGAGUAUUACCUGCAAAUGAUAAAAGUUCCCACUCCAGAAGGCCAGUAUAUGACAACAUGACAAACAAAUACUAUGCUCUAAGAGUCAUGAGUCAUGUGCAUCAAGGAGCCUGCAGGCGCGAGUGGGAGGAGUUUGUUGCCCGUCCGUCAGCUGAGCAAAGCCUUGAAGUUGGUGCAAUCCUGAUGGCUCGCUGGUUCCAACCUCACGCUGACAUUAGCAUAAAACAGAUGACCAAUGUGAUUGAUGAUAUAGCUGAUCAGUGUCGCGAACAGCUUCGAAUUAACCACCCUGAUCAUCCAGCCCUCUCUGUGCCCUUAACACCUCCCAGAGAAGUCUUAACGGAAUCACGCUGGUCUCAUGAGAAGACAAUGCAGCUGUUUAAGUGUAUUAAUCACAUCCUUUAUUAUCAAAUGAAAAUGACUGGUAACAGUGAAGAUUACUAUAAUCUCAAGAAUUCAUUAAUAAAUGAAGUUCUCACUUCCAAGAAAGGUAUACCAAUCUCACUAAGCAUUAUAUAUAUGGCUGUAUGCCACCGCCUCGGCAUAUUGCUUGAACCUGUAAACUACCCAUCACACUUUGUGAUGAAAUGGAAGAUUCCCAGUGUAGAUGAUUAUGAAUACAUAGAUGCAUUCAACAAAGGAAGACGGCUAACAGGACGAGAAUUGUUAAAGGAACUCCCUCUUGGAUCUGUCUGCGACCAAGUACUUCUUAUAACCUCUGAUGCAAUGUCAGUCUUCCAACGUAUGAUCAGGAACAUUAUGAAUGUGGCACAGAUGCAGGCUCAUGUUUCCGACCACAUGGAAUUGUUCUGCUCAGCGACGGAACUCAUGAGCCUUCUGACUCCCAAUGACCGCAGUAUCCAAGAACUGUUGUUAAGAAUAUACUACACUUUAGAAAUACACUAUGACCGCAUUGUGGCCGGUUGUCAUCGCUUACUGACACAGGGGCCAUCAACAAUAAUAGAGGAGAUGCUUGCAGACUGCGAGCGCAUUCUGGAAAGCCAGAAAGAUGUUCCAAGACCCAUUAGUCCUAACCCAAGAUACAGAGAAGUUUCCUAUGCCAUUGGAAUGGUUAUGCAGCACAAGCGUUACCACUACACCUGUGUAAUAUUUGGCUGGGACAGGGAGUGCCGGAUGCCAUCUGACUGGGUGCAGCGAAUGGGGGUCUAUAAUCUUCUUUAUAAGACAAAACAGCCAUUUUACAAUGUAUUGGUGUAUGAUGGCUCACACAGAUAUGCUGCACAAGAAAAUUUGGAAAUUGCACCAGAUCCCAGACCCAUAACACACUCAGAUGUUGGUAAAUAUUUCAAGAAGUUCAAUGGAACACACUACAUACCCAACACAGAACUUGAGCAAGAGUAUCCAGAAGACGAACCUGUCAGAAAUGAAUUGCUUCGAACUCGGGGAUGGUUAUAGCAGUAUAAUAAUAUUUUACUACAGAGCAUUUGUUGGGAUUAACCCACUAAUGCCAGUAUGUAUGUAUGCAUGCAUUAUUGAUGAUGUGUUUUUUUUUUGUUAAUUUUGCUUGCACAUAGAUGGUCCAGAAGAGCUAAGUCACCAAAAGGUGAUUACUUGACGACAGCACUUACCCUUCCCUGAAUUUUUGGAAAUGAGAUUUCAUAUAUUUAUUAUUCUUAUUAUUGUUAAUUCUAUAAAAAUGACAGUGAUGAUAACAAUAUCACUUAUAGGAAUGAUAACGAUAACAGUAAAAAUCCUUUUUCCCAAAAGUUCAAUGAAUAGGGUAAAUAGGUGAGAUCAGGUAGGCUUAGUAGUUGAGUCCUUGUUGACAAAACACAUGUGAAGCCAUGUAUGUGUAUUCAAAAUUAAUAAAACAAAAUCACUAUGGACAGUGCAUGUACCUGUUGCCAGUAGGUUAAAAAUACGUUUUGUUUGGAACACAAAUAUGUCUGUGUACGAUUUAUCCCUCAGUCCAAAGAGAUUGUUAUAGUACCUUUUUCACAAAGUCCAAAUAUUUAGGUUCUAUUGUUAGCAUUUAAAGUGUCCUGGGAACACUGCCAUUAUCAUUGAAAAUAUCCCAUGUGAAUCGAAUUCUAUAUACUGUAUUAGGUUGAGAUGAUGUUCUUUAUAUGUUGUUUUCUUUAUGUAAAACUCCCACAUAAGAGUUAAGAAAGCAACAGGUAACCUUAUUUCUUCCCUUCUCACCUGUCUCACUGAGCCUCAUAAUAUAUAUGACUGUAACUCAGGAAAAUUCAUUAGCAAUCACUGUUAAUGCAAUAGUUACAGAGAAUGUAGAAAAAUAUGUGCAAAUCUGCCUAAAUGAAUGAAUUAAGGGAGCAUGUUUAUGUGUGGGUGUGUAAGUGAACUCAGAUUUUUUGUUCUUUUUUUAUUGAUAUUUACAAAAGGCAUGAAUCCCCUGAAGUUUAAACAAGGUUUCUGUUAAUAGUAACCUCAGUUUUCUUUACUGACAAAAACUGCAAUAUAUGUCCAAGUUAUAUAUUAUAGUAGUGUAAAGUACUGUGAAUUAUAUUUAAUAUUCACAAAAUCUAAUAGAUUAUUUAACAUUUCUUUAUGUAUUUUGUGAAUAUAUAUUGUUUGCUGUUUGCAUUUUAUUUUUUUUUGGUUAGUGUGUUUCAUCCCCCUUUUGUUUUCUUUUCUUCACACUAUGAAAAUAAUUAUAAUAAUCUUAAUAUCAUAAACAAUUUCCUGGUUAUUCUCUGUAAUAAGUGAACUAAGAGUACCGUAAGAAAAAUGCUUAGUAGGGUUCAUUAAUCUAGGCCAGAAAGAUUUUGUAUAUAGGAUUAAAAAAUGUAAUAAACUUGACUGUUCCUGUUAACCAAGUCAUAUGAAAAUAUAUUAUUUAAUUCUUGGUUAUACUAGAAGCCACAAACUGAAACUGAAUAGAGCAUUUUGAGUUCAAUAGAUAUGUCAGGGGCAGUGAGCUAUAAUGUAAUAAAUUAUUGUUGAUUUAAUAAUGAA
Messenger RNA from Penaeus vannamei (Pacific white shrimp), 3517 nucleotides. Its product is annotated as F-box only protein 21. Lineage: Eukaryota; Metazoa; Arthropoda; Malacostraca; Decapoda; Penaeidae. Gene Ontology annotation, molecular function: DNA binding; protein binding. The record is from RefSeq and is a predicted model, not a curated record.